GAGGAAUCACUCGUAUUUUCAUUUCAGCUUCUUCAGAUGCUUCUGCCCUGGUCUGUGCCUUUAGAAGUGUGACGCUCGUCGGUGCUGGGUGCUGGACAGGCAGGAUCGGUCCGCAGCCAGGAUGGUGGCGUUUAACUGGAAGGCUUUGGAGAAUUUCCCACUGCUGAUGUACAUUUUGGCAGCUAAAACGUUGAUUCUUUGCUUAGCGUUUGCUGGCGUAAAAAUGUAUCAGAGCAAAAAAAUUGAAGAAAAAUUGAAGAGGGAACGUGAAGAGAAAUUGAAAAGAGAAGCAGAGAAGAAGGAUGAUUGAAGAGUCUCUCAGAUUUUCUGACACUUGGCAGCUUGCUCGGAUUCCUUUCCUGGGAGAACGAAGGCUUUCCGUAGAUGAAGGAUGUGUCAAAGGAAUAAAACCCUCAAGAGUAACAUUCACUUAAACUGUAUCUCAACUUUUUAUACGUACAGCAAAAUAUCUAAGCCUCUAUUUAUGCAAUAAAAAACU
Messenger RNA from Anas platyrhynchos (mallard), 499 nucleotides. RefSeq names its product small integral membrane protein 11 (gene SMIM11). Lineage: Eukaryota; Metazoa; Chordata; Aves; Anseriformes; Anatidae. The record is from RefSeq and is a predicted model, not a curated record.